GCUGAAUCAGCUAUCUGCGUUAGAAUGUUCCAACAUCAAAUACUUUUAGUUUUAUGAUUUCGAACUCCCUUAAAGAUCAUCGAAAUCUAACAUGCAGAAAUCAUCUAAGGAAGAGUUUACAAAUGCCAGUACUCUGCAACAGUCAUCGCAGCCGACCCUACCAACCCUACAAGAGGUGUUAAACAUGACUGCUCCAGCCCCCUAUACACUCGAUUCUUUCGUUGAAUUUUUGUCGCGGAACGACCAUCUUCAGCCACUCGAGUUCAUGUUGGAAGCGAGAAGAUACAAGACAAGCUAUUGCGGAGUUUUCCAGCAGGCUGGAGAGUUGCAAACGCCGAGUCAGCGCCAACUGCAGCAUUUAGCCAUACUUUGGGAGCGCUUAGUCUCUAUUUACAUUUUACCUGGGUCACAAUGCGACGUCAAAUUGGCAGAUGACGCACUAAACCGUCUACAGAGAUAUGUGGAUAUGCCUAGUGUGCCGCCUAUCGAGAUAAGCGACUUCACCCUAAAGCAAGUGCAUGAUAAGAUGGCUGGAUUGAUAUUCUUACUGUUUCUAAACGAACGUACCUCGCUUAAUUGACAAUAAAAUUUACGGUGGGUGCAAGCUGUCAACCUUCGGUCAUGAUGCUCAGUUGGGUUUCGCGCGCCGCAAAGAAAUGUUAUUGCGUCGCUUGGCUUAGCGAAUACUAAUGCCGAUUCAACGACUUCAAUCGCCCUCCAAAACAGCAACCGGUUGCUUGAUUUAUUCCUCUCUUUGUCAUAAACUUCUUUUUCAUCAA
This is a messenger RNA of Aspergillus pseudonomiae, 779 nucleotides long. RefSeq lists its product as uncharacterized. Bases 92 to 580 code for a protein of 162 amino acids. Lineage: Eukaryota; Fungi; Ascomycota; Eurotiomycetes; Eurotiales; Aspergillaceae. The record is from RefSeq and is a predicted model, not a curated record. The transcript is spliced from 2 exons.